AUGGUGGGAUGCUUUUUGCCGCCCUCCCCACAAAAUUCCGCCCUGGGCGGUUGCCCAUGUCGCCCAUAUCAGAAAAAGCCACUGGGUACAUCGCAGUUUCGCUCCUGUGCCUCCUGUGAAGACUUGAAACCGUCCAGGAUGAAUCUGAUCGUCUUUUCACUUAUUUUUCUCCUCUUUAAGUCCGGGUUCUCUGCCGAGGAGAAAUAUCUACCCGAAGGACCUCUGGAUGUAAUGUUGGGGGAAAAUAUUACAAUAAAUCUCCUGCUUCCAAAAGUAGAGGGUGAUUCCAUAGGUUGGGGUUUUAACAAUAGAACUAUUGGUGGAUUGGGGGCUGACAGGGUUUCAAUUCAAGACCCAUAUAAAGACAGAGCUAUUAUUAACAACAACGGGUCCCUGACUCUGAAGUCCCUAAAAUCAGAAGACAGCGGGAAUUAUAAAUUACAUCUAUUCAGGAAUGGAUCGUUUUUUCAAGCAAAGGUUGAAGUCCGAGUUAAGGAUGUUUUACAUCCCAACCUGACUUUGCUGGCCCCCUCCAGUGAGGAGCUGCAGCAGGGGAAGUUAACCCUCACAUGUCUGGGCAACAAGGGCUUCCCCUCAGACUGGCGAUUGCGUUGGUACGUCAACAGCAGCAGUCCAGUGAACUGGAAAGAGGAACGUGGCCCUGUGACGCCUCUGGAUGACGACCACUACAGCUGGAGCAGCUUCUUGACGGUUGAUGAGGAGAACUGGAAGAAGAUAUCGUCUGUGACCUGCAGGGCGGUUCGGGGCUCACUGGCUCCGGUCUCAGUCACUCUGAAGAUCAACUUGAGUUCGGAGACCCAGCCUGACUCACUGGAUUGAUUUUUAUAUUUUAACUGGUUUCUCUCUGCGGGGCAUUUUCAGGAACCAAUUAUUCUCUCGCUUUACUCUGGUCUUCUUUAUACUAUUGAAUAUAAUAUAUCAUAAUUCAUGGUCCGAGUUGAGGAUCAAUGUACUUCUGUGUAGGCGCCGCCUGUUGAAAAAGCUCUUAAACUUUAACUUUGUAUUGUUAUUUUAAAACCAUGAAACUUCUGAAAAAAAUCACAUUUUCAUUUUGAAGAAAAUGAAGAUUGACAUUGUCAGUUUGUUUUGAACCUUUUACGCCUGAGUUUCAAAUGUCUGCCUAUAGCCUAUACUUCUUUCUUAUUUUAAUUGUAAGUUGUUAUUUAAAUGUCCUGUGAGAUGAUAUAUUUACCCAUGUAUCCAUAACAACUGGAACUUUCGAUAUCCAGCAAGUUAUUUUCGCAAUUUACCGUCUAUUAAACGAGUGCCCCCCUGAUUAAUUACACUUUCUGCGGCUGCAAAUGUGGAAUUACCGUAAUAACCCGAUAUUGGCUGGAUAGUGCAACGUCUCCCCUUUCAGAAACCGUUGAAAUUUUUCAGAUGUGGCGGAAUUACGGUACUGCAAAUUUGGCCGUCACGUUCCGCUCUAGAAGGGUUAAGGCGAAGAGCAUCUUUAAGUACUAAAUCACAUUAACAUUUAUAUAUGUAGAAAUUUAACUUUUAAAAAUUUUCUGCAGAAUAAAGUGUAAUCUACUUAAAAUAUGGAUUCAGCAAAUUAUCUGCUGAGUUUGAAGCAAAAAUAAAAAUCUUUGUAACUUA
This is a messenger RNA of Poecilia reticulata (guppy), 1620 nucleotides long. Its product is annotated as immunoglobulin lambda-1 light chain-like. Gene Ontology annotation, cellular component: membrane. The record is from RefSeq and is a predicted model, not a curated record. NCBI's taxonomy places the organism in Eukaryota, Metazoa, Chordata, Actinopteri, Cyprinodontiformes, Poeciliidae.